Bursaphelenchus okinawaensis is the source of this 946-nucleotide messenger RNA. Lineage: Eukaryota; Metazoa; Nematoda; Chromadorea; Rhabditida; Aphelenchoididae. The record is from the annotation of a GenBank genome assembly.
AUGUCAGCAGACUUGGUAGAACAACGUGCUCAAUUUCGAGAAAAAGUUGGUGAUGUGAUCCCAGAAGAGCUUAAUACUGAUUUUAAUGUUGAUCGGUGGAUUUUAAAUUAUGAUAAGGUAUCAUUACUAUAUUUUUGGCAUAAAAAAAGGUCUUGCUAUUAAGGAACACUAAAUUUUUUAAAUUUAUUUAUUUUUUUUAAUUAUAAGUGCCGUAGCUUUUUUUUGUCAUUAGUUUUUAUACUGCCAUAGCCUCUGGCUUAACCAAGCAAAAUCUUUUUUUACUUUAUUUUAUAAAUGGUUAUAAUGAAACUUUGAUCCAGUUCUUUAAGGAGUUUGACUGUAAUGACUUUUUUCAUCUAAAGCUUCAUUUUUUAUCAUACUCUUAAUUUUAACCUUACCUAUCAUUCUUUUACUAUUUCAGAACGUUCCACAAUCAGUUGAAAAGUUCAAAGAGUACUUGGGUAAUCGAAAAGCUCUUGGAUUUCAUGAUGAAAAAAGCUUGGACAACUUUUAUGAACGACCAGACGUGAAAGAGUACCACUCGUUGUUCAGUCUAUCGAAACUUGACUCAACUUGGGUUAACGAACAUGACAAUGGCAUCGUCUUUUCGGAAACUGGAAUUCCUGAGCCUUCAAAGGUAAAAACUUUUUUUUAAUUUUUAGUACUAUAUAUUUUGUAUGUAUUUAGUAUUUUUUGAAGUUUUACGCUUAUUUUUAUAAUAAUAUUGCCAAAAAAAUGUCAAAAGUUGUCUUACACUACCUUUUAUAUAACAUUUUCUUACGUUAUCUUCACUUCAUACGUAGUUUUUCUUCAGGCAGUCAAAGCCAUGAGAGUAGGCGACUACUUGAGGGUGUUCUUCGGCUACUGUGAGUACUUCCAAAAGAUGGUACUGGAACAUGAAAGAAAACCGGCAAGAAGUCUCAUGGAAUUUGUAUUUUUGAUAUGA